AUGAAACAACAAACAUUUCCUACAUUCUUCUGUUUAUUCAAUUUCAUGUUUAAUGCCGGUGUAUUUACUUUUCAAUCUGAAUUAAAGAUUUAUCAUUCAGACUUGAUCACUUCAAACACAUUCCAAUCACGUCAGUAUGAGAAUGAUGAGAAUCUGGUUAGUGUUAAUCAAUCUCUCAGUGAUAAAAUGAUGUUUUCAAAUCAGAUUAAUAGAACAAUGAAUUCAAGGACUUUUAAUUCUACAUUACUGUACACCAUGAAUAAUAAUAAUGACGAGUUUGAUUUUCAGUCACUUGCCAUGAACAAAAGAAUCAUUGAAGGUGUUCUAAAACGUUUAAUAAAACUUGCUUCCAAUAGCAAUACAUCAUAUUUUCAUUAUUCAAGUAAUCGUUUAAAACGCUCAUUAUCUUCUUCAGACUACUUGUCUUCCACAUCAUCGUCAAUGUUACCACCAACCUCGUUGUCUUCAACUUUUGCUUCAGAUGAUUUAGAUUUUGUUCAUGUUAAAAUUCAAGGAAUUAUAUUCGAUGUGAAAUUUCAACGUCCUGACUACAAGUCAAAUGGUGCAGUGCAUUUACGUAAUCUCAUGAAACCAUAUCCUCAUUUAUUACUAGAUCCACAUUAUGCAGAACAAGUCAUUACAGCUUAUAAUCCUCUAGUUAUGCAAAAUCAAAUAUGUAAAGAAUUUGAACAAAACCAAUCUAGUAAUUAUGUUGCUAAUAGUUUCUUCAUUGUAAAUGAUAUUGGUGCGCUCGUUGACAGACCAAUGCAUGACAGAUUGCACAGAUUGUUCUUUCAAAUCACAUCUGCACUUGGUAUACCGAGUAUCACGUGGUUACCAAAUAGAGUUGGACAGUUUGAGCUUGAUGAUUCACAAUUAGCUAUUCGAUUAGAACCUUUAACAUGGCAUGUUGCAAGAGCAUUGGUUGAUUUUAUGCAUGCGUAUAAAUGGAAUCUUGUUAUUAUGGUUUACAAUACACAAGUACCUGGAUCAGAUGUAUUAGUUGAGGAAUUUAGAAAACUCCAAGUUGAACGAAGUGCACAAGAUCAUCCAAAUUACUUCGAAUUUGAAAUAAAUUAUCAAUUUCCUUUUGAAGGAUUGACUUCUAUUGAAUUUACAGAAUGUAUAGAUCAAAUGUUAAGGGAGAUUCGACCAUGUUUAAUACCAUUAAUUAAUAUUUUAGAAAGCAUAUGGCGCGCCGAUGCAAGAGUUAUUAUAUUUAAUGGGAAUUUCUUUGAUCUAAAUACACUGCUUUAUAUAGCAGAUAGUUUGAAUGGUACAAAACAUGAACAUUUGAAAGCGUUAUUUGGUGAAGACUAUGUCUGGAUUUAUACACCGUCAACAAUGAGUUCCCUUACGGUAGCUGAUAAUCAAGACAAAGUAUCAUCUGAUAAUAACGUUCUUGCAGAAUCAACAAUGUUUAAAAAAAUUCCCGGGAUGUUUGGUUUAAUUUGUUUAAAUGAUCAUUCCAGUCGUAGAAGAAGUGCUGAAAUAGCACGAGAAGUUUGGCAAAAAUCAAUGAUUGAAUUAAUUUAUCAGUUGACUCAAAUCUAUCCACCAGACAAAUCAAUACAAAUCGAUACGCCGAAUAGAGAUACAUUAAUUUAUUUCAAACAGAUUUUAGAGAAGCUUAGACCUGUUAAAUUAUGUCAAUUUUCCGACCAUUUAAGUUGGCAAUGGGGAAGAAGAAUGUAUGACAUUAUGCAUACAAUUGUUGUAAAUGUAGAUAAUGAACCGAUAAGUUUUUUACCGAAUGGUGGAUUAAAUGUUUCCAAAUUAUUUAUUUAUAAUUCACGAAUUAUUGACGGUCGAAUGAAAUGGUAUAAGGUUGGAACAUGGUCAAUGAGCAAUGGUGUAACAUGGCCUGGCGCAUCGAAUUCUCCACCUAAAGGUCGACCAAGUAAAUUCAAACUACGUGUAGUAACUAUUAAAGAAAUACCGUUUGUUAUUUAUACCAAAGCCCAAGAAGGUGGAACAUGUGAUGCGAAUUCGAUUCCGUGCAAACUCAGACCACAGUCUUUACAAGAUGAAGAUAUUUCUGGAAAGAAUUCAGUCAUCCAUAAAACUUUAAGUUCACUUGGAUUAAAUUCUUAUACUAAAGAUAUCAACAAAAAAAUUAAACCAGAAUCGUUAACUGAAAAUGUUAGCAAUUUGUCAGAAUUAUAUAAUGUAAAUGAGAAUAAUUCAAUUAGUUAUGUAGAUGGUUGUUGUUCCGGACUGACAAUGGACUUAUUAAUGGAAUUAAUGAAAGAUUUAAAUUUUGAUGUUGAAAUGUAUGAAGUUAAAGAUGGUUUCUGGGGGGCUUGGACACCAGAUGGAUGGAAUGGUAUUAUACGUGAUCUAAUGGAUAAUAGAGCUGAUUUGGCAGUAACAUCAUUGAAGAUCACACCUAAUCGAUCCCAGCAAAUUGAAUUUAGCGUACCAUUUCUAGAAACAGGUAUAGCAGUUGCAGUGGCUUUAAGAGAAGGUGCUAUAGCUCCAACAGCUUUUUUAAAGCCGUACGAUUAUCAAUGCUGGUGUGUAAUCCUCGUAUUCAGUGUACAUGCAACAGGUGCAGCAUUGUACAUUUAUGAAUGGUUUAGUCCCAAUGGAAUGAAUCGUGGACAUACAACAGAUCAAAAUCACCGAUUUUCAUUUUUCCGUUCACUUGGCUUAUCUGGUCAAUGUUAUUCGGCGCUGCUGUAA
Messenger RNA from Schistosoma mattheei, 2685 nucleotides. NCBI's taxonomy places the organism in Eukaryota, Metazoa, Platyhelminthes, Trematoda, Strigeidida, Schistosomatidae. The record is from the annotation of a GenBank genome assembly.